CUCCCCCGACACCACCCGAGCGAAACCGACSCCAUACUAUGAGCUCGGGGACAAGAGACGGGGACGCGGGACCGUCCGAAACCAAAACCGACCGGGCCAGCGGCGAAACAGAAACAGAAACAGAAACCAGCACCACCGUUGCCCCGCUCGGCGCCGAUCGAACGCCGGGCGCCCCUUUCCCCGCCGGGGARGACCCGCUGGCGGCGGCAAACCUCUUCGAGGCCUCCAAGAUCAAGAACUUCUUGUACAAGCAAGAACCGGACAUGCCGAGGCUGAGCSCGGCCUCCCUGGAGCUGGUCUCCACGACGGCGGCCCUCCUGCUGAAAUCCAUCGUGGAKCGGGCGGUCCUGGAGGAGCGACACGACCGCAAGGCCGGACCCAGGGGCUCCCUUCCGCCGACCGAGGGAGCGGACCAGGAGGAGGGGAACCAAAGACAAAGACAACCUUUCCUGGUCACCACGAGCCUCCUGAAGCGGGCCGUUCUGUCCCCCUCCCCGGACGGCCUCCUGCCGUCGCUUCCGCCGCCGCCGGGCUUUUUGCUGGAAACCUACCGGGACGCUCCGGACCGCGACGCYUCGGCCUUCGCGAGGCCGACCGAGUACGCUCCGCGGACGCGAAAGGCGGCCAAGCGACCGAAGCGGACCCGGGCCACCCAGGGGGAGAAAGACAGGCCGGGAAACCGAAACCGCGGGGGGGCCAGGGGGGCCGCCGCGGGGGCGCGCAGGCUCCUCGGGGAGCCGGGGACGGCUACGGAUGGGUUGGGACCCCUGGAGAGGGCCAUUGCGGACGCCUCGGCGUCGGCAGUAAUCCCCGCCGUCGCYAAUGACAUCGUGGAGGACGAGGACGACUACGACUGAUCGACGGAUGGAAUGGCUGGAAAAAAAUACAU
Molecule: messenger RNA, 889 nt
Organism: Pseudo-nitzschia multistriata
Lineage: Eukaryota; Bacillariophyta; Bacillariophyceae; Bacillariales; Bacillariaceae
Source: the annotation of a GenBank genome assembly